AUGUCUGCAGUGCUGAGCAGCAGCGAUGCCCCCCCUGGUGCGUUUCCUAACACCACAGACUCCUCCACACAGACCACCCAGCCCACGCUGGCUGUCAGCACCCAGGGCCAGGUCACGCUGCGGCGGAGCCACACCGACAGCAGGCCGCCCCGUAAACCACGGCCCUCCUCCAUGGUGGACUACAACAGCUACAGACACACACAGCAGCUGGUCAGGAGGAUCCUGGAGCAGCCGGCCGCCCAGGGACUGACCCCUGAGGUGCAAGAGCUGGUGGACAGCAUCCGGACCGUCCUGCAGUCCGACCAGGAGCACAUGGAGGAGGCGGUACGCUGCGCCAGCUACAUAGAACAGGUGUUCACAGACUCAGAGAUGGGUCCCGGGCAGCCCAAACCUUCCCAGCAGGCAGCAGGCAGCCACUCCCAGACGUUCCCUCGCCCCCCCAGGAGAAGGGCCGGUCUGCUGCACCUGCAGAGCUGCGGCGACCUCAGCUCCUUCACCUGUGAGGCGAUAGAGUCUGCAGAACAUCGAGGAAGCAGAAGAGUUGGGGCCAGGGCAGGGUCCAGGGCAGGGUCCCGCCUGGAGCACCCUGAGCGCCCCCACAGUCUGAUCGGAGUCUGCAGAGAGACGGUUCUCUAAAGGGGAAAACCAAAUGUAUUCAAAUAUGUGGAAACACAGCUAGAUGCUGCUUAAUCUGUUGCUAAACUUUGAGAGAAAACUGUUGUAGUAUAACCACUGAGGAGGAUCUGCAAGUGUGUGUGUGUGUGUGUGUGUGUGUGUGUGUGUGUGUGUGUGUGCGUGUGAGCAUUUUAAUCUUUUUUUAAAUUGCUUUGCUCUACUGUACUUUAGCAUUCAAAGUUGUGUAUGCUUUAAGGUUUUAACAUUGUUAUAAUUUAGCAUUUGUUCCUCUCAACUCAUACAGCUAUGUUGUUCACCAUACAGUAUAGUAUGUUGUUUUCUAAUGGUCAGAUGCAAUGGGCUAAAUAUUUCAGAUAUUCUACUGAUAUUUACUAAUAUUUCAGAAUUUAAACAAAAACAUGUACAUUUUGAAUUUUUUACAUAUAUUAGAAAAUAGAACAAAGUGGUGAUAAGAGCUCAAAGAUCUUGCUAAUAAUAAUAAUAAUUAUAAAACUAUUUUAAUACUUAAUUAUAUACAGUACUAUAAUUAUAAAAGGCUAUAGACCAGGGAUUCUCUGGCUAUAGACCAGGGACCCUCUGUCCCAGUUAACUUAACUGUGGCAGUUCCAGUGCAAUUCAUUGACUACGUUCCAAAACGUUAAAAACAUUGAAGUGUGGGAACGCAUGUGAAGCUUACGAUGACAAAGAUAAGCAUGUUUAAAAUGACUGUUUCUGUCCCUGUUAUUUAUUGGCAAGCUAAGUUAGAACAUUGCAGAUUGGAAAUACAAAUGUUGGUUGAUUAAUUUAGCUCUCAUACUGUUUCUCACAUUCUCCAUGUCACUGGAGUGCACUGCUGUGUUAAUCUUUGAAGCAGAUUCUUGAGUGCGAGGGGUUUCCCAUCUUCACUCGGGGUUCAAACUGUGGGGAGAGGAGUUCUGAGGACAUUGCCCUCCUUUUCUGAAUGGUAAAUGUGAAGUUUCUGGCACACCACAAGGGCAAGCUGUCAAGCUAGGUACUCAGUGCACAGCGGGAUUAUGAUGGAGGUCAGGCCACGUUCAGUAUGCUCCCUCAGUUUGAGCUGACCGAGGAACGGCACUUCAGCCAAUAAAUGAAACAUGCUUUGUCAGUACCCUCAGUACAGUACACCUUCUAUAAGCACACAGAGGGCCAGGGUGUUGUGUUAUUCCUGUAUGUGCCUUUCACUGACUGGACAUUUCAGCUGUUGUCAUGCCUUUUAUGAACAUGUGCACAUAGAGAUCAUUGUAUAUUAAACGUUAUUAACACUGUCCUGAUUCUAUAAAGUCCCUAAGAGAUCAUGUUGCAAUUGUUUUUCUUUCUGAAUCACUUUGUGUUGCCUCGUAUUCAGUUAAUCGUGCAAUAAUUUUUCGUUAGCUUGCAACACAAUCCCUUUGAUACAGGUUUCAGCAGGGUACUACAACAGGAGCUAAAUGACUCUGUGCCGAGGAGGACCCUGCUGCUUCUAGCUAUGUCUCCGGCUAUUGCAGGGACUAUGGUUGAAGCCACGACCACAGAAACAGAAGGAGCCUGAAUCAUGGAACAUUUCGGAAGAAGGCCUCAAGCACAUCUUUGUACGAGUGAGGAGGAAGUUCUUCAUGCAUUGUGCCCGGCCUAUCUCCGCUGCUGCUGCUCAUUUCUUCCCCACUGAAAAGUAUUCUUGUACAUUACAUCUCUGCACCCAUAUUUCUCAGAUGCCAUUUUUAAAACAGCCUGGAGUUCUUCCCCAUCUAUGUGAGUCAUGUGAAAUGAUGGUGCUGGAUGCUGGAAGUAUAACUGAUUCCUCUGUCAAUUUAGAACGCUCUGAUAGAUAAUUAUUACAAUAAACUACAUUUACAAUCAACAAAUGAUUACA
Molecule: messenger RNA, 2485 nt
Organism: Notothenia coriiceps (black rockcod)
Lineage: Eukaryota; Metazoa; Chordata; Actinopteri; Perciformes; Nototheniidae
Product: protein FAM189A2-like
Exons: 2
Coding region: 1-636 (211 amino acids)
Source: RefSeq, a predicted model, not a curated record